Molecule: messenger RNA, 1651 nt
Organism: Juglans microcarpa x Juglans regia
Lineage: Eukaryota; Viridiplantae; Streptophyta; Magnoliopsida; Fagales; Juglandaceae
Product: nuclear transcription factor Y subunit A-7-like
Exons: 7
Coding region: 477-1178 (233 amino acids)
Biological process (GO): regulation of transcription by RNA polymerase II
Cellular component (GO): CCAAT-binding factor complex
Molecular function (GO): DNA-binding transcription factor activity, RNA polymerase II-specific; RNA polymerase II cis-regulatory region sequence-specific DNA binding
Source: RefSeq, a predicted model, not a curated record
GUGGUCUCACGUGCAGCUGAUCCGUACAUUUUCACAAACGGAACUUGGGAAGACGACGACGGUCGGUAGUUACCUCUCAAAUCCCAUCCACCCACUUCGUGGCCCCCGCAUAAAUUGUGUACUGGAUUAGCCCCUCCCACUUCCCGGUCAGCCCCACUCCCCUGACCGAAAGCACCCGUAUCUCGGCCCAAAACGCUCUCUCGCUCUCUCUCUCUGUCUGUAAGAUGGUAAAUAAUUUGGGAAGCAGAAAAGGGCAAAACGGCCGUGUGAAAUGGAUGGGUAGCAGUGAAGUACGGCGGUAAAAGGAAUUCCAGAACUUCCAGUUCCUUUAAACUUUCGUUUUCCGAUUCAGAAUUUAAUUUCAUUUCCUGCAACCGACCAGAAGCAUCGCCUAUUAAGGCUCCUGUGAAGUUUCCCAAUUGGGGGAAGCUCUGGCAUUUUGCAACAAAAAAAUAAGUGCUGAUGUCUCUCAAUUCAUGAAUGAGUAUAUAUCUCACAUGUGGUUGUACUGCCAGAUUUUACUCCAGGGAUUCAACGUGCAUUACAGCCUCAUGACUUCUUCUGCGAAUGAUCUUUCCGAUAAUAGUGAAGCUGAUGAGCAGCAAAAGCACUCAGAAUCUCUGAUUCAGUCUUUGUCUCCUGCAACUGGAAUGUCUCAUUCUGGUAUUAGUAGUCAAAAUGUUCAGUAUCAAACACCUCAGCAGCUUGGAGCAGCACAUGCUUUGGCACCGGCAGUAUACCCAUAUCCAGAUCCCUAUUAUAGAAGCAUCUUUGCCCCAUAUGAUUCACAGCCCUAUCCUCCACAAACCUAUGGUGGGCAACCAAUGGUCCAUCUUCAGUUAAUGGGAAUUCAGCAAGCUGGGGUUCCUUUGCCUUCAGAUGCAGUUGAGGAACCUGUUUUUGUGAAUGCGAAACAAUAUCAUGGCAUUAUGCGGCGUCGACAGUCUCGUGCAAAAGCCGAAUCAGAAAAUAAAGUUCAUAAGUCUCGAAAGCCAUAUUUGCAUGAAUCUCGACAUUUGCAUGCAUUGAGAAGAGCUCGAGGAUGUGGGGGUCGGUUUCUCAAUUCAAAGAAAAAUGGGAACCAACAGAAUGAGGUGGCAUCAGGUGACAAAUCACAGCCCAACAUCAAUCUCAACUCUGAUAAAAAUGAUAUUGCUUCCUCAGAUGGCACAUCUUGAGCUUUUGGAAGCAACACAUGCGAUGGGCUGCACGAACCCAUUAUUCAUAAACAGUGUCAAUUAACCAAGGUUCUAUUCUAGGCCCAAAAGUCUCACUAUUUCUUCCUUCUGGAUCUAUACUUAGAAUUCCGUAGUAUGUAUAGCUUAUCCCGUAGUCAGUUUGUAGGGAGGUUGCAGAAAUAGGCGGUAACUUUUAUCUUCUCCAUGAUGGAUUUUCUUAAAGGCUUGGCCUUUUUUUUUUCCCUAUGAGAGUGAUGGUUGGAUUGGUUAUGUAUACAUUAGCUUUGCAAAGUUUAGAUUGGCCAUUGGUGUUUGUGUCAUGCCUCGGAUUCCAUUUUCAGCUGGGAGAAUAAGUUAGAUUUGUUUCUUUGAAAUUGUGUUCGAGUCUAUGGGGGUGCUUGUCAUAGUAUUUUGUAAUGUAUUUAUUUGUACAAAGUUGUAUGGCUAAUGGAAGUGUCAGCGUCUUCUUUGAA